AAGCCCGGCACUUGCGAACUCACUGUUAAGAAUAUUCAAUUUGAGAGUGAGACUUGUGAGAGUUUAGGUGUUUAGCAAACCUUGCAACUGAACUCAACAAGAGCAUCAAUGGAAGAAGCUGUGCCUGCGCAGACAACACCGACGCAAAUCUCAAACCCUCCAACCGCUGCUCAGUGCCCCCUCCACAACCUCCUGCUCCCACUCCUUCCCUUCCUCCUAAGAUCAAGAAGAGACCGCUUGACAGUAGUAGUAUUCAUAUCCAAAACCCCAAAUACUUCAAGAUGCGUGCCAUUCUUAAAGAGCUUCGACCUCAUUUUGUUGAGGGAUUAAAGGGAGGUUCCUGACAUUUCAUGAUGGGAUAUUGUCAUAUUUGAGGAGAUGGUUAUGCGGACCCCUGACUUCCGGAAUUGCAAGGCAGCUCAUGAAAUACAAGAACAGAUGAAGGUUCUGAUGGAACUAUACAAGGCGAUCACCACAGAAACAGUUUCUGUGAGUAAGAACAUACAACAAGAAGGCGAUACCUUGUCAGGUGAAAACCGAGAUGGUCAAAAGCUGCGAGAGCAGCCCCAGGAUCUUAAGCCAACAAUGGAGCAGCCUCAGCAAGACGGGGUAUUUUCAAAACCGUCUGAGAAAAAGAUCCUCUCUGGCCUUGCCUCUGAGAAGCAGCAGGGUACUGAAGAUGGUCAAAGUCAUGGGAAAUAUGUUGUUGGAGGAUCAGCUUUCGGCUGGAAUUUUGUCACUUUUCCAGGCAACGAACCAGUCUAUUAUGGAGUAACCAAAGAUUCAUUUCGAAUAAGUAGUUUGGCGAAGUAAUUUCUUGUGCUAAUUUUUUCAACAAGGACCUUUGAAAAUUUCUGGAACCUACCCCCUAUAAUGUAAGGGAGUUCUCAACGAUGGUAUCCACCAAAAACAAUGGGCAUGGUAGUGUUCUUGCAAUGA
Molecule: messenger RNA, 939 nt
Organism: Juglans microcarpa x Juglans regia
Lineage: Eukaryota; Viridiplantae; Streptophyta; Magnoliopsida; Fagales; Juglandaceae
Exons: 4
Coding region: 379-813 (144 amino acids)
Source: RefSeq, a predicted model, not a curated record